ACAACGACGACGAGCUGCACGGCCUCGACCGAACCCUGACAGUCAGUGUGGGCGACAAUUAUUUCCUCAGACUAAUUUUUUAAACUGUACAAUACUUGCGAUUUACAGUCCUCACCCCCCCCCCUCCCUCCGAACAGAUCUUUUCGUCCGUUGAUUCCCUCUCGACUCUUUUUUUCUCUCAUUUUUUCCCGGUCCAGUGCCCCAGCUCUCGAGACCGAAUAUCAGCCUUUCCUUCAUCUUCUAAACCUUCAAUCAUAUAAUACAAUGGCUUUCGGUGGCCCAAGAGGUGGACCUGGUGGUGGUCGUGGUGGUCGUGGAGGCCGUGGAGGCCCCCGUGGUGGUCUUGGUGGCCGUGGUGGUGGACGAGGUGGUUUCGGCGGUGCUCCCCGUGGUCGUGGAGGUGGCCGUGGAGCUCCUCGCGGUGGUGCUCGCGGCGGCCGCGGCGGUCGUGGUGGUGGUCGUGGAGGUGCCCAUGGUGCCAAGGGCGGUGCUAAAGUCAUCAUCGAACCCCACCGUCACGCCGGUGUCUUCGUCGCCCGUGGUGGUAAGGAAGAUUUGCUCGUUACCAAGAACCUGACUCCCGGCGAGGCCGUCUACGGUGAGAAGCGCAUUUCCGUCGACUCUCCUGCCGAUGAGGAUGGCACUGUGACCAAGACCGAGUACCGUGUCUGGAACCCCUUCCGUAGUAAGCUGGCUGCCGGUAUCCUGGGUGGUCUGGAUGACAUCUACAUGCGCCCUGGCUCCAAGGUCCUUUACCUUGGUUCUGCCAGCGGUACCUCCGUCAGUCACGUUGCUGAUAUCGUUGGCCCCACUGGAAAUGUCUACGCUGUUGAGUUCUCUCACCGUUCCGGCCGUGAUUUGAUUGGCAUGGCUACCCACCGCACCAACGUUAUCCCCAUCGUUGAGGACGCCAGACACCCUCUCCGUUACCGCAUGCUCGUGCCCAUGGUCGACGUUAUCUUCGCCGAUGUUGCCCAGCCUGACCAGGCCCGUAUUGUGGGCCUGAACGCUCACAUGUUCCUGAAGUCCGAGGGUGGUGUCAUUGUGUCCGUCAAGGCCAACUGUAUUGACAGCACAGCCAAGCCUGAGGUUGUGUUCGCCCGUGAGGUGCAGAAGAUGAGAGAUGAGAAGAUCAAGCCCAAGGAACAGCUGACCCUGGAGCCUUUCGAGCGAGACCACUGUAUUGUGUCGGGUAUCUACAAGCGCUCUGCGUAAAAAAAAAAAAAAAAAAAAAAAA
Molecule: messenger RNA, 1237 nt
Organism: Aspergillus ochraceoroseus IBT 24754
Lineage: Eukaryota; Fungi; Ascomycota; Eurotiomycetes; Eurotiales; Aspergillaceae
Product: rRNA 2'-O-methyltransferase fibrillarin family protein
Exons: 3
Coding region: 265-1215 (316 amino acids)
Biological process (GO): box C/D sno(s)RNA 3'-end processing; rRNA methylation
Cellular component (GO): small-subunit processome; box C/D methylation guide snoRNP complex; nucleolus
Molecular function (GO): RNA binding; histone H2AQ104 methyltransferase activity; rRNA methyltransferase activity
Source: RefSeq, a predicted model, not a curated record